Salvelinus namaycush (lake trout) is the source of this 2009-nucleotide messenger RNA. Its product is annotated as stathmin-2-like. The record is from RefSeq and is a predicted model, not a curated record. Gene Ontology annotation, biological process: regulation of microtubule polymerization or depolymerization; neuron projection development; microtubule depolymerization. Gene Ontology annotation, cellular component: neuron projection; growth cone; cytoplasm. Gene Ontology annotation, molecular function: tubulin binding. Lineage: Eukaryota; Metazoa; Chordata; Actinopteri; Salmoniformes; Salmonidae. The coding region runs from base 143 to 655 and encodes 170 amino acids. The transcript has 5 exons.
CCAACCACGACACACGCUGAUGAUGCUGAACUGCCGCAUGUGCGUGGCAGUUCAAUCCAGUUACGUUUCACUAGCUAGCAAGUUGAGCUAAACAACUGACUAGUCAAACAUCUGAAAGUGAAUAAAAUCGUACAAAGAGAAGAUGAAGGAGAUGUCUGUCCUGUCUCUCCUCUGCUCCUGCCUGUACCCAGAGACACGCAAGAACCUGGUGGGAGAGUUCCAAGUAGCAGGCAUGGAGGUGAAGCCCAUCAACAAGCGUGCCUCUGGCCAGGCCUUUGAGGUGAUCCUGAAGCCCCCCUCUCCGGUGUCGGACACGGCUCACUGCGUCACCUCGCCUCCCAAGAAGGAUGUCUCUCUGGAGGACAUCCAGAAGAAGCUGGAGGCCGCUGAGGACCGGAGGAGAUCCCAGGAGGCCCAGGUUCUCAGGGCACUGGCAGAAAAGCGGGAGCACGAGAGGGACGUGGUGAUGAAGGCCAUGGAGGAGAACAGCAACUUCAGCAAGAUGGCAGAGGAGAAGCUGACCAUGAAGAUGGAGCAGAUCAAGGAGAAUCGCCAGGCCUACCUGGCCUGCAUCAUGGAGCGCCUGCAGGAGAAGGAGAGGCAUGCCCAGGUGGUGCGCAGGAACAAAGAGCUGAGGGAAGCGCUAACAGCGUGAGCAGACGAGGGGCGCCACAAACCAUCAUACCCCCCUACAGCCACCCUCCUGUACCCUGUACUCCUCCCUGCCCCCUCCCAAGGGACUCCCCUGACAACCCCACUUCUACAGCACCCCCAGCGUCAGAAGACCCCCCCAAGAGUGAGGAGGAGGACCCACCGGAAACCCCACACCAACAGCAUUAGCAAAUGGGGGGGAUUGCAAAAAAAUUACCAAAAUGUCGCCCACUCCUCCCUAAUAAAUAAUGUUUUUGCUCGAUUUCAAAUGCUGAAAAAAGAAAAGAUGAAAAACCAACCAAGUUAAAGUGGGUAUUGUUUUUGUAAAUACUUAUUUUUUUGUUAUAUACAGUAGGAUAGUACAGCAGAAGUAUUGCAUUGUGCCAUUUUAGCAUUUUCUCUAUCUAUGGAUGUACUUUAUUUAAUUUUUUUCUCAAACAAAAAUCGUUUGCAGUUUCUCUCGUAUUAUAAGGCUUCUGUGUUGCUGUGAGUUCGCCAGCUAGCCGACGUGCGUUUGCGCUGGUUAUCUUCUGACCAUGUCUGUUUCUGUAUCAGUCAGUCAGUCAGUCAGUCGGUGUGGGGAUGAUGAUAAUGCAGGCUGCUCAUUGACUCCCAGGAGAGAGACUAGUUAGACUUCAGGAGAAUACCAUAGCUUUUAUGAGCCGAUUCUCUCCUGUCUGUCUGAUCUCCCACUCUCUUACAUAGAGUAGUUCAUUCACACACACGCACAUACACAGACUGAGGAAUUUGGCAAACAUGACAUGUCGUUUAAGAGGAGCUUGCUAAAUUCUGUCAGUUGGGCAUCGCAGAAGUCACAUGACACCAUUGGUUCAUACCGUGAUGUCACAGAGGGGUGUUAUGGUCCUUUCUCGUUCCCAAGACCCCCCAGUGUCAUCUGUCAAUCACUCUCUCAGCAUGUACUGUAUGUACCAUCUUAGACGUGUAGAUAAUGUAAUCGUGCCUAGAAUGCUACAAGCUCAUAUAGCGAUUAACGCAUAAGCAAUGGUAGAUCACUAAGUAACAUCCAUGUCCUUAAAUAGGCUAAUGGGCCCUCUCAGCUCUUUCAUGUUGUGCCACAGAGAAACCAAGCCAAAUGCUACUACGGAGGUUUCACUCUCUCUGGAGAAUCAUAGUUUGACUCUCUCACUAUUGAGAAUGAGUCAUUGUACCGUCGUCUCUUAACUGUGUUCGGCAAACUAUGGCACAGGAGAACAAGUAGGUAACAUGUAAGACGUGAGAAAACAACCAACACACAGACAUAUAAUAACUGCUAGAAGAUCCUGACAUGACAAUGGAAGACAAAGGGUGUGUGUUUCAGUAGGGGUGGAUGGAUGUGUGUGAGAGAGUGUGUGUUUCAG